AUGGAGGAAACCCACCGGCCCAGACAGGACAGCGGUCUCUACGAGGGCAUUGCGCCUAGCACUUUUAGCCUCGCCGCCGAAUCAUAUGUUGAUGACAAUGCGGGGGCCGCUGCUGUGGGGCAGCCAGUCGGGGACAUUGCGCGAACCACCACGGCUGGUGUCCCCGUGGGGUCGAGUGGGGAAAGCGGGGGUGGCGCUGCGGGGGUCCUUCCGGAACCGACAGCGGGGGUAGUGUCAGGGACAACAGAUGCGACCCCAGCUGCUGUCGAAAUACAACCAUUCUACAGGAAACGAUGGUUCAUCGUCUCUCUAAUUGUCGUGGGCCUCGUUGGCAUCGGUCUGCUCUUCGUCAUCCUGUAUCCCGUCAUUCGUGCGAUUGCACAACACGUCGUCGACGUGUCAGUCCUUAGCAUUGACAAAGCAUCAAUCUUACAGCCUACAAAUGAUUCAUUCACCCUGAAAAUGGAUGGCCUUGUUACGCACACGGGUAUAUUCUCCGCCAAAAUCAUGUUUCCCAAGCCAUUAAACGUGUCCUGGCUCAAUGGAGACGAGGUGGUGCCCUUGGGCUCGUUCAACAUGCAACCGCUCAUCGCGAAGCACAAGCGCGCCUACAUCAAUCAGACUACGCAGUUCGAGAUCUCUGAUGAGGACGCCUUUGGCAGAUUUACAGCUUCUAUGAUCAUUGCUCAAAACUUUACCUGGCGGCUAGAGAGCAACGACUUGGCCGCGCGUGCGCUGAAAUUCCCGCUAGCAAAAGGCAUCAAAUUUAAAAAGGAUGUUCUAUUCAAUGGUAUCAAUAGCUUUGAGGGAAAUGUUCUCCUGAAGGACUUUCAACUUCCUAGUGAUAACCCUGAAGGCGGGAUCAAUUUUGUGGCCGUGACGCAGCUGAACAACCCAAGCCCUUUCGACCUCAGUCUUGGCACGGUGGUAUUCAAUCUUCUGUAUCGAAAUGUUUUCCUAGGUGCAGGGAUAGGAACCAACACGAGCAUUAGCCCUGGUGAGAACGAAAUCACUCUUCGAGGGCGGCUUAUCCCCCACAACGACUCGGACUCCGAACUGGCCAUUGUCUCGCAGCUGUUUACGCAGUACAUUAACAGCGAAUCGUCUCCUGUCAUUGCAAUAGGCCAGUCAACGUUGCAGAACGAUAAUUCGACCAUUUCGUGGCUCAGCCAAGGCCUGCAGGCGUUGCAGCUGACGGUUCCACUGAAGCCGUUCACUCCAAUCAACCCUAUACGGUCCAUAGAUAUCGGAGACUUCGGUCUUGCUUUUUCUGAAAGCCAACCGUGGGCGCCCGUGGCUAACAGUCAAACGGUGCAGGCUUCUUUGCAAUUGCCUUUCGGUUUUGGACUUUCUAUUGGACAGAUUGAGAACAUGUUCAACAUAACGAAGAAUGGUUCUGUCGCUGCAGGACUUUUAACGCCGCUGGGGGCAUCUACAUCUGAAAUACAUGUGAUCAAUUCCACCAACACUCAGGGAGUCAUCAACAUCACCAUCGAAAAUUCUCCCUUCCAAGUGCCUGAUCCUGAUCACCCCCACUUCGCACAGUUCAAUGCUGACUUAACAGACCUCUUUCGCUCGGAUUUCCGGUUGGAAGGUCACGCACGCGCUGUGUCGGACAUGAGCAUCGGGAGGAUCACAUUGGACCCAAUCAAGUUCAACGUUUCAUCUGGCUUGAAUGGCCUUCAGGGUCUUAGGAAUAUGGUCAAGAUUGAGCAUGUCGACGUGAUGGGAGGCUCGCCUGAAGCUCUAGACCUUGGAAUCGAUGUAUCUAUCUACAAUCCGUCAAAUUUGAUUCUAGAUACUGGCGACCUGGUACUGCAAUUAUUCAGAGGCAGCGGGCUUCUGGGCACAACCUUGCUCCCUAAUCUCACUCUCAACAUGGGCAACAAUUCUAUGCGUGCGCAAGGUAGCUUCUCACCCAACAACAGUCCGGAAGGACAACAGACAUUGAACGACUUCGUUGGGAAGAAGGACGUGGACAUCCAGAUCUCAGGAUACGACGGAAGUACGAAGAUCGAUUCCCUUCUUAAAGCCUUCGAAACCAUCAACCUAGAUGCAAGUCUGCCCGCAUUAACUACUGACCUUCUUAGUUCUGCUUCUCUCGAAGUCUUGACCACUACUGGCCAUGGAAAUAAUCUUACCCACGUCACUGUCGACCUUGUCAACACAUUCACCGCCGGACUCGAGAUUACACAGAUUAAGUCUACUGUUUUCGCACAUGGCAUUCAGCUCGGCACAAUAGAUACCAUCACUAACUUCACGUCCGCCGGGAACUCAACGACCACAUCGCCGAACCUGGCCCUGGACCUGAACAUGGACCCUCAAUCGUUAUUCACCGUGACACAUAGUCUGGCGAAACAAGCAGGAUUGGACACAGCACAGCUCGAUGGCAUCGUUGCUCUUGGUGAUUAUCAUUACUUGGACAGAAGCGAUACUGUGUCUUCAAACAAUCGCCGCGACAACGUAUAUACUGGGUUCAAUUUGCCGAACUUCGUUCAAGAGGCUUUCAAGCAGCUCCACUCAGAUGUUGAGCUUACGGCAGGCCUCACGAUUGGCGAUUACAAGGCGAACCUGCAGUACACGCAGAGCAAUGUGCCAACGAAGACGGAUCAGAGCAUCAAUCUCCUGCUACCUAUCCUAGCGCAGCCUAUAGUACAGAAGAUUGUUGGCGGGGCCUCACUUGGCAUUAACAAUGUCCUCAUCAAGAAUCCGCAGCAAAACUCCUUUGACACCAGGCUGUCGGGGUCAAUCACCCAGUCCGGUCCAUUCGAUGCGGUGAUCGCCUUCGGAUCUGGAUUGACAAUUGCCUGGUCUGGUCGGGCGCUUGGGUCAAUCGCGAUGUCGAACAUCAACGUCACGGGGGACGUUGGUGCUCAAUUCGAUAUUGAUGCCACUUUUCAUGUCGCAGAUGUGGAUCAUUUGACCAAUUUUACGAGGGUAUUGUUAACAGAGGAGUCUUUCGAAUGGGAUAUCUCUGGGGAGAAUCUUACUGUCUCAGCGCUCGGUAUCGAGGUGUCAAGCAUUUCGCUUCCAUCAAAGAAGGUCACCUUGAAGGGUAUGAACAAUUUGAAGAACGGUGUCAAGAUCAACUCCUUCGAUCUACCUGCCGAUGAUCCUGCGGGUGGAAUCCACCUCACACUCGAUACGACUGUGACCAAUCCAUCGCAAGUUGGAAUCGAAUUGAGCUCGCUCGGAUUUCAAAAUUUCUUUGGAAAUACCAAUAUUGGCCCGGUCAAAUCCAAUGGGACCUUCACCCUCAGCGCCCAGUCUACCGUUCCGCUCAGUCUGAUCGGAAGACUCAUCCAUCAGGAUUCCGACUCCGGGUUGCAUGACAUAUCAACGGUGUUUAACAACUUUAUCCAUGGGCAAGAUAGUGAAGUCGGUGUUCAUGGUGACACCGCGGGACCGAGUGAUGUCACUUGGUUGAACGACGGAAUCAAAAGCCUACAGCUCACGACUGCACUGCCCAACCAAGGCAGAUUAAACAUGAUCAAAUCCAUUGACUUGAACGAGCUCAACCUUCAAUUCUCGACGGACACGGCGUACGAUCCUUCAACAAGCAGUAACGAUGCGACAGCGGCCUUCACCUUGCCGUUCGCCUUCCCUGUCGAUAUUAUUGCUCUUGCACAGAACAUUACAGUCGGCGCAGAAGGACAUUCAUUUGCGGAACUCGUCAUCCCCAAGGGCCCAAGCACCACUAAUGUUGACACAAGAGUUAUUUCCUUGACAUUCUCGAACGUUCCGUUCGCUCUGCUCGACGGCCAGCAGGGUGCUUUCCAGCAAUUUUUGGCGGCAACGGAGACAGCAGUAAAUGAGACCAUGCAAUUCUCUGGCGCAGCGAACACUGAUGCCAGCACUGCUGUCGGCGUGCUGUCGCUUAACGAUAUUGAAUUCUCGGUCAGCACCUCUAUUGCAGGACUACAGGGAUUGAACUCCAAACCUGCGAUUGUCUCAUCACUGGAUGUAAAUCAUGGCUAUUCGGAUUACUUGCUCAUUAAGGUCAACGCUUCGUUGUUUAAUCCCAGCAAUAUCACUUUAGGCACGUUUACGAGCACAAGAAACACAAGUGGAGUACUAACGUACAACCUAGGUGCCGGCAAUGUUGCUUUUGGGUUGGCGUUCCAGAAUCAGCAACUCGGCACUGCAGACAUCACCAACCUCGAGAUACUCCCUGGAAAUAAUUCUUAUGCGAUAGGUGUUCACUUCUCGCCCCAAGGCACUGCAGUUCCUGCGGGCCAGGCCCUCCUCGAGAAUUAUCUGCAAGGCAUCCAAUCUGACACAGUCAUCCAAGGUUCCGAGGACAGCACUUCGAUUGAUUCUUUGAAGCUAGCUAUGUCUAAAAUUCACCUCGAACCCGUACAAAUUCCCGCGUUGCACCAGAAUUUGAUCACCUCAGCCUCCUUGUCUUUCCCUACGGACAUCGUCCAGACCGGAAUUGCGACGACCACUUUCGUUUUGGCAAAUCCCUUCACGGCUAGCAUCAACUUAUUGGAAGUGACGGCUACGGUCACUUUCCAAAACUUGACGCUCGGAAGUAUCGACCAUGUUGAUAGGUCAUUGUCACCAAUCCACGCAGACGGCGGCUCUACUAUUACGUCCCCACAGCUACCCUUCAAAUUUAACACUGAUCCUAUCAUGAUCAUUGAGCUCCUGAUUGCUGGUGCUCAAAACAAUCAUGUAGAUUUAGGCCCGCUAGUGGACUUAUUUUCCAUUGUUGUAAAGGAUCCAAGCUAUCAUCCUCCGAUCACUACUUCCGUGGUCACCAAUCAAUCUUCUUGCGUCAGUGGAAAGCAAUUCAAUGUCAAUGAAGCCAUUCUUGCCGCCUUAGAAAAUCUGGAUGUCACAUUGAACGUAAACAGUGGUGUGAAGAUCGAUGACUAUCCCACGGAGCUCUCCUUCAAGCAAUACAACGUUUCUGCAAUCACGGACGAGACCGCAUUGUAUCUUAUAGGUGUCGUAGCUCCACCCAUCGUGCAGGAUCUUGUUAGUGGAUCCGUAUUGAGUUUCGACGAGGCAAACAUCACAAACAUAUCGGACGAAGGAUUUGAUUUAUCGCUCCAUGGGUCGCUUACGGGCACCGGACCAUUGGAUGCAGAAAUCACCUUUGUUGACCCAGUAACGCGAGUCCUCUUCCCAUACAAUAUGGCUUCAACUAAUCAUCUGCUGUUAAAAGUUUGUGCAGCUGCUAACUCAGGCGUACCUGACUAUCGAACGAGCGCUCGAUUGACUAUCACCGAUCAGGACGAAUUCACGUCUUUUGCGACAAUCCUCCUGCAUUCCCCAAGCUUUGAAUGGACAAUCUCUACGCAAAACCUUCGCGUGACUGCUCUAGGAACGAAUUUCGAUGGCGUCACAUUGAGCAAGAACGUUUCGUUUAAGGCUUUCAACAAUCUGCCAGGCGUAACGAUCAGCAACUUCCAGCUUCCUGCAGAUGAUCCUGUUGGGGGAAUUCAUAUUGAAACCGACUCGCUGAUUCCUUCCCCAGCGCAGCUUGGAAUCGAUCUGGGCACUGUUGGCUUCCAGGCAUCCUUCGAGAAUGCAACAGUUGGUCCAUUGUCUGGAAGUGGUUUAUUCUUAGCUCCCGAUUCUCAGACGAACCUCCACUUGUCUGGACGUAUCGUGCCUCAGAGCAGCGGCGACGUUGAUAUAAUCGGCAAACUAUUUUCAGACUAUCUCGCAGGAAAGAACCAGACUUUGUCCGUGAAGGGAGAUUCCGUGCAACCUUCAGGGUCGACCUCACCCGUGGGAUGGUUGAGCACAGCAUUCAAGACACUUACGCUCGAGGUUAUUCUGCCUGGACAAACAUUCAAUGUUAUCCAAUCCAUCGAAUUAUCGGACUUCGAGGUCAUCAUGAACGAUCAGGAGGAAACAUUCGCGCCUCUAACGAGCUCUAAGCAUACUCUUGCGCAAUAUAAGAACCCAUUCGGUUUCUCAUUGCAAGUCGUACAAGCCUCUGAAGAUAUCAUUCUCGGCGCAAGUGGCGUUGACAUUGCUCAUUUACAACUUCCGCAAGCAUCGACAGAAGGCGGAGUAUCAACGGGCAAUCUAGUAGAUUUAGUCCUCACGUUCGAAAAUCAGGCCCUUCGCUCACUCAACAAUGCUGCCUUUAUUCAAUUCUUCGCUGCAGUCACAGACACCAAGGGAGUUGAAUUCGAGUUGAAGGGAUCAGCCGAUGUUGUGGGACGCACAACUAUUGGCGAUAUCCCUAUUUCUGGGAUUGCAUUCAAUGUAUCUUCAAGCUUGGCAGGCAUCAAUGCUUUCGGUGGAGCAGCUUCACUCAGCAAUGUCUCAAUCACAGGCAGCGGUGGAAAUGGCGGUAGCGAAUACAUCAAGACGCCGCUAACUACGAAGCUGCAAAAUCCUUCCAACGUUUCUCUGACGACCACAGAUGUUUCUUUACCUGUCUAUUAUCAAGGUGUCAUGCUGGGCCGUGCAGCUAUCAAUACACUCGACCUUGUUCCGGGAGAGACUACGGUAGAGACCGAAUUCCGCUACGCGCCUGCUGAUGCAAAUGAUACGACGGCACAAGAUUUCAUUUCUCGCUUCUUACAAACCAAUGAUGCCGUGCCCCUCGAGAUACGCGGUGACGUGGCAAGUUCACCCUUUCCAUCAUUAGUGUUAGGUUUGGAGGGCAUUCAACUGUCAACUAACUUACAAGCCCUCAAUGUCCCUCCGAUCAUAACGCACGUUAACGCCUUCAUAACCCUCGAUUCACUACUCACAAACCUCAUCAAAAUCAACUUUGAUAUUGCCAACCCAUUGGACACGGAAAUGACGAUCGAAUUCUCUCAAGCUGACUCCGGGCUCGACGGGGUCACAUACGCACAUUUUGACCAGGCGUUUACGGGCUUUACCAUUCCCGCCAAGAGCAUUGCGAAUAGUGGCACUUUUGGAAAUGUUUUGCUCACCCAAGGUGCAAUAGCAUCACUGGGAAUCAUCCCUAUCGGCAAGCUUGACGUCUUUGCUGUCGCCACUGUUCGUAUCGGCAGUGGUGGAUACGAGAUACCCUGGUUACACUUGACUCAACUUGGUGUAACAACGACUUACCAGCUCGACCUGAGCAUCGCUGAGAUGAAGGAGAAAGCGCACUCGAUCAGCGAGUCUAAGCUCGCGAUUUCUACUGCGACCAUUGCAUCGUCGCAAGCGUCAUCCGCUCCAGCAUCGACGACUGCCCCAUCGCAAACUGCCCCAAUCACGCAGUCAGGUUCAGCGACUAUUCUUGCAUUCCCAAUUCUCAGUCAAGAACCAUCAACAGAGGCGGAACCUUCCAACAGUGCAUCACCACUUGCGCCAUCGGCAUCAUCCACCGCCGCUGAGACUAUUCUUCCAUCAUUGUUAUAA
Molecule: messenger RNA, 7341 nt
Organism: Heterobasidion irregulare TC 32-1
Lineage: Eukaryota; Fungi; Basidiomycota; Agaricomycetes; Russulales; Bondarzewiaceae
Exons: 48
Coding region: 1-7341 (2446 amino acids)
Cellular component (GO): fungal-type vacuole membrane
Source: RefSeq, a predicted model, not a curated record